Messenger RNA from Orcinus orca (killer whale), 3582 nucleotides. RefSeq names its product protein tyrosine phosphatase 4A1 (gene PTP4A1). Gene Ontology annotation, molecular function: protein tyrosine/serine/threonine phosphatase activity. Lineage: Eukaryota; Metazoa; Chordata; Mammalia; Artiodactyla; Delphinidae. The record is from RefSeq and is a predicted model, not a curated record. The transcript has 7 exons. Gene Ontology annotation, cellular component: nucleus. Bases 1779 to 2300 code for a protein of 173 amino acids. Gene Ontology annotation, biological process: protein dephosphorylation.
GCGCCCCGCCCCGGGCCGCGGGAGCGAGUCCAGGCUUGUCCUGCGCCGGGGCGGGCUGGGCCGGCGGCGUCUUGCGAUCGCGGGCUCUUGGGCUGUGCCUGAGUGUCCCCUGGCGCGCCGUGUGCUUGCCUUCUGUUGGCUUGUGGCGCCGUGGCGAGCCACACCCACGGCUGUGAGGCUGAGCUUGUGCCCGUGGAACACGCUACCGUUCCCAGUGUGUGAGGUUGUUGCGCUGUAGCUGGCACCGUGGGCUUGCUUGGGAUCCAGAUUGUGAGCCAAUGCUUCCUGGUACUCUCUCUCUCUUUUUCGAUCUUUUUUUUGGCCUCACCGAGCCGCUUUUGUGGGGUCUUAGUUUCCCGAGCAGGCAUCGAACCCGGGCCUUGGUCACUGAGAGCGAGGAGUUCUAAGCCCUGGACAGCCAGGGAAGCCCCAUCCUGUUACUCUUUUCGUAUGAGUUUUGUUUGAUGGCAGUAGAAAAGUUGGAGACCAGAAAACCAGAUCAUUCCCAGGAGUGAGCAGUACUUUUUUUACACAUACUUUAUUCCGGGUGCGUUAUCUAAAGCACAAGUAGAUGUGGAACAGACUCGCCAACGAAUCGUUGGACACAACAGAGAUUUGUUGCUCGGACUCUGCAGUAGGACAGAUCGGUUUAGGCUUCUGCACAGAAAUUGGUCCCCCAUGCCCCCGUGUGUAUUAUUGCGGUUAUAUGCAGUGGGAGGGGAACAAUUCCUUGAUAUUUCUAGACUUCCUAUCAUGGAUGGUUUUUCCUGGGGCAGAGAAAUGGGGAAUAGGGGAGUGUCUCGGGCAGAAGAGAAAGAUGUUAGGUAUUAGUGGUCAUUUCUGCGCUUGUGGAAAUCCAUCGUCCGUCUGUCCGUCGUCGUCCCGUCCCCGUCCCCCCCAGCCAUUGGGUGCCUCCACUCAGUAAAAAUAACCAGGUCACCAAAGGACUUAUUUCUGUAUUGCUUUCUGUGCUGUCUCAUGAAACCGCUUGCUUGAAAGGGGUGGAUAUGGCCAAACUCAGCUAUAACAGGAGUUUCAGCUGUUCAGUAUGGAAAUCGGUGGUGUGCAAUACUGUCUAUUCAGAAAUCGGCUUUCAGUUGAAAAAAGUCCUCUGUUUACUCCCAACCACACAAGCUCCUUGUAAACUACUUGGAAGAAGACUAACGUCAACAUCAAUGUUUUCCGUGUAUAUAUUAUGAAAAUAUCCUGUGAAUAUUCGUGUAAUAUUUGAUACUAACAUAAAAUUAAUUUAGAUCUUUAAGGGGAACUUGGGGAAAGUAUAAUUGGUGGUAGCAGUUACCUUGCUUUUGAGACCUGUGAAAGAAAUGUAAGCAGUUCUGUGGUGUUCUUGGUCACACAUUUAUGGAGUUUCUGAAGGGCAGUGGAGAUUACUGCCAGGCACAGCACGACCUCUAUGCAGACAAGUGAACUGUAGAAAUUCAUUACUACUCCACCAAGAAGCCCCCAUAAGAGUGGUGAACCUGGACACAGAAGUGUUGGAUUGAAAUCCACAGAGCAUUUUUUACAAGAGUUCUGACCUGGAUGGGGUAAACCUCAGUGCACUUCCUUUCUCUUGCCUCAGUAUUACUGGAUUGAAGAAUUGCUGCUUCUUGUCAGGAGGUUCAUUUCAUUUCCCAUUACUCCCAACUUCAUACUCAAAAGCACUGAGAAUUUCAAGUGGAGUAUAUUGAAGUAGACUCAGUUUCUUUGCAUCAUUUCUGUAUUCAGUCUUUUAAAUUCUUUCAUAACCCUAUUGAGUGUUUUUUAACUAAAUUAACAUGGCUCGAAUGAACCGCCCAGCUCCUGUGGAAAUCACUUACAAGAACAUGAGAUUUCUUAUUACACACAAUCCAACUAAUGCGACCCUAAACAAAUUUAUAGAGGAACUUAAGAAGUACGGAGUUACCACAGUAGUAAGAGUAUGUGAAGCAACUUACGACACUAGUCUUGUGGAGAAAGAAGGCAUCCAUGUUCUCGAUUGGCCUUUUGAUGAUGGCGCACCACCAUCUAACCAGAUUGUUGAUGAUUGGUUAAGUCUUGUGAAAAUUAAGUUUCGUGAAGACCCUGGUUGUUGUAUUGCUGUUCAUUGUGUUGCAGGCCUUGGGAGAGCUCCAGUGCUUGUCGCCCUAGCAUUAAUUGAAGGUGGAAUGAAAUACGAAGAUGCAGUACAGUUCAUAAGACAAAAGCGGCGUGGAGCUUUUAACAGCAAGCAACUUUUGUAUUUGGAGAAGUAUCGUCCUAAAAUGCGGCUGCGCUUCAAAGACUCUAAUGGUCAUAGAAACAACUGUUGCAUUCAGUAAAACUGGGGUGCCUGAUGCCAUUGCUUGGAAGUGGAACCUAGACAGGACGGGAUUUGUCGUACAUGUUAGCCAGCAUGUUGGCUUGGUGAAGUCUGAUGAAGCUUCCAUAGGAGUGUCGAAACGCAGUUUUACCAGGCCACAAGCCUGGCAGAAUUGCACCCUCUGUUUGGGUUAUGAUCAACCUACUUGGACACUUAGCAAAGGAUUCUUGCUGUUCAGCAUUUAAAAUGUGCUUAUCGUUUGUACCAAUUGACUUUUCCUGAAAUCAUGCAGUAUGGAGUCAUUCAUGUCUUUAAAUGUGUUUCCAUGCCAGAUUCUUAUCAGUAUAUAAGAAAUUUAGAAAGACUAGGUGCCAAAAUACCCAGCACAAUUCUUGUUGUUUUUAGUAUCAUAUCGAACUAAAAUCCCAGGAACUAUGAAGACUCUGGACCUUGUGUGUUUUAUUCUUUCCAUCAUUUCAAACAUAGAAAGUAGGGCCUAUAAGGUUAUUUGAUCACAAUAUGUUUACAUCUUCCACAUUCAUACCAGUAUACAUCAGAUUUGCUCGUUUGUUUUUUUUUAAUUAACCAAGUCUUACCAGUGAUUAUUUAAUGUCUUUCUAUAAAUCUCAUUUUGUGCUGUCAUGGAAGACCUCCGUUUUGAAAAUCUACAUUGUACAGAAGCACAUGUCUUUAAUGUCUCCAGACAAAAAAGCCUUACAGUUAAUUUUAAUGUUUGCACUUUGGGGUGCAACUUACAGGGAGGGCCUGAAAAAAGGAAUGGGAGGGGGCUAUUAAGUAUUUUUAGUAAAAUGUUGCCUUUGUCUUGUGCAGAACAUGUAGAAUAUGCGCUUUAAUUUAGUAAAUAUUUUUUUAAAAGGUAGAAAUACUUUGUUAUGGUAGCUAAAACAAUUCUUAAUCAUAAAAUUUCUGAAAUUCUUGUAAUUUUUUUUCAAACUUAUCUGAAGUUGUUUACCAACUUAUUUUUGUUUGAAGUGUGAUUCCCAACCUUUCUUGCAAAAAACAAAAAAGUGGGUUUCUGCUAAUGAAUUGAGCAGACAUUUAAUAUUUUAUAUGCCUUUUGAGCUGUGUAACUUAAUAUUUGGAUACUUGACAAUUUGUUUUAUUAUGUGAUUGAUAAAAUGGUGAUGUGUAUUAAUGUCAGCUCAACCAUAUAUUUAUACUGUCCAGGAACAUGUGGUUAUAGUUCUGUGGGAGAAAUAAUUUGUCAGUGUUCACCAGCUUGUAAAAAUCUAGUGCGAGAGCUUAAACAUUAAAUAAAUGAUGAAAUGCAUUUAUCGUCA